Nelumbo nucifera (sacred lotus) is the source of this 2167-nucleotide messenger RNA. It is a transcript of the gene ATVPS33, whose product is annotated as Sec1/munc18-like (SM) proteins superfamily. The record is from RefSeq and is a predicted model, not a curated record. NCBI's taxonomy places the organism in Eukaryota, Viridiplantae, Streptophyta, Magnoliopsida, Proteales, Nelumbonaceae. Gene Ontology annotation, biological process: vesicle-mediated transport.
CUUCGACUUACCUGUUUAUUCUAUUCCCGGCAACACAGAGGUAGAGGGAAAAACGGAGAGAAGAAAUUCUCUCAGUUCUCUUCUUCGAUGGCUCAAAUUCCCAACUUGGAAAAUUCUCCUAUUAAUCUCACAGCACUCAGAGAUCAAUCUCAGAAAGAGCUCCUCAACAUUCUGAAGAAUAUUCGUGGGAAGAAAUGUCUGGUUCUCGAUCCCAAGUUGAGUGGAUCACUUUCAUUGAUCGUACCAACAUCUGUCCUUAAGGAAAACGGGGCGGAGCUGAGACAUCUUUCGGCAGAACCAGUUCAAACUGAAUGCACGAAAGUAAUCUAUCUGGUUCGUUGUCAGAUCGAUUUAAUGAAAUUGGUUUGUUCGAACAUUCAGAGUGAUAUCUCAAAGGGACUUCAGAGGGAGUACCAUCUUUAUUUUGUCCCCCGUCGGACUGUUGCUUGUGAGAAGAUACUCGAGGAGGAGAAGGUUCAUCAAUUGGUAAAUAUUGGGGAGUACCCUUUGUACAUAGUUCCACUGGACGAGGAUGUUCUUUCUUUUGAACUCGAUAUGGCUUUGAGGGAAUGCCUUGUUGGUGGUGAUACAAGCUCCCUUUGGCAUAUUGCUAAAGCCAUUCAUAAGCUUGAGUUUUUGUUUGGGGUAAUACCUAAUGUGAGGGCUAAAGGGAAAGCAUCAGCACGAGUUGCUGAUCUCCUAAACCACAUGCAAGUGGAAGAGCCUGUUAUCUUGUCAGAUAUGGGAGCCCCGGAGAUAAAUACACUCAUCCUGUUAGAUAGAGAGGUGGACAUGGUUACACCUAUGUGUUCUCAAUUAACAUAUGAAGGGUUGCUGGAUGAGUUUUUGCGUGUCAACAAUGGUUCUGUGGAGCUUGAUGCAUCUAUCAUGGGUGUUCAACAAGAAGGUAAAAAGGUGAAGGUUCCUCUUAAUUCAAGUGAUAAAUUGUACAAGGAGACAAGGGACCUCAGCUUUGAAGUUGUUAUUCAGGUUCUGCGUCAAAAAGCAACGUCUAUGAAACAGGAUUAUACAGAGAUGACAACUACUACUCAAACUGUAUCUGAGUUAAAGGACUUUGUCAAGAAGCUUAACUCAUUACCAGAAAUCACUAGGCACAUAAAUCUUGCUCAGCAUUUGUCUACAUUUACAUCAAAGCCAUCGUUUCAAGGGCAGCUUGAUAUAGAGCAGACAUUGGUGGAGGGUGAUAAUUAUGAAGUAUGCAUUGACUAUAUUGAAGAAAUGAUCAAUAAGCAGGAGCCACUUGUUAAUGUCCUUCGUCUUCUUGUAUUAUUUUCCACUACAAAUUCAGGGUUAUAUAAGAAAAACUUUGACUAUCUAAGGAGAGAAUUACUACACAGUUAUGGAUUUGAGCACAUGUCUACACUGAAUAAUUUGGAGAGAGCCGGAUUUCUUAAGAAACAGGAGUCCAAAAGUAACUGGGUAACAAUUAAACGUGCAUUGCAGCUUGUAGCUCAGGAUGAGACUACCAGCUCGCAUGACAUUGAUUAUGUUUUUGCUGGAUAUGCGCCUCUUAGCAUUCGCCUUGUACAGCAUGCAAUUCGAUCCGGAUGGCGUCCAAUUGAAGAAAUCUUGAAGCUCCUGCCUGGACCUCAUCUGGAAUCAAAGAGAGGUGGUCAUGUGAAGAGUUCACCAAUUGAUGCUCGACCGGGGAUGCCAACUAGUUUGGACAAGGUAACAGAUGGACACCGCUCUCUAGUACUUGUUGUCUUUAUUGGUGGAGUAACAUUUGCAGAGAUAUCUGCCCUUCGUUUUCUUACUGCUCAGGAAGGAAUGGCAUAUGAUGUAAUUGUUGGCACCACGAAAAUGGUUAAUGGGCGCACCUUGGUCGAGACAUUCAUGGAUAACCUUGGUUAAGUAAAAGGCUUAAGGAGAAACAACUUUUAACCCAUUAAAAGGCCAAAAAUGCCUCUGUAUUAUUUAAGCUUUUAUUUUUUGCAGGAAGGAAUGGCUUUUUCUUUGUGUUUUGUUUUCUUUCAUCAUUUAUUUCUUUAAAUCCAUUUUCACUUGUUUCGUGGUGAUGGGUUUUGUUUUGUUUUGUGUGUGUGUGUCCUCUUUGUAUGAUGUAGCUGGGGUCUUGAAAGAGUUUGUUAGGAUUAGAGCAAAAAUGUUAUAUUGAAAAUUUUCAUUCAACGUGGUAUAUUUAAUA